This is a messenger RNA of Centruroides sculpturatus (bark scorpion), 1198 nucleotides long. Its product is annotated as solute carrier family 22 member 5-like. Gene Ontology annotation, molecular function: transmembrane transporter activity. Gene Ontology annotation, biological process: transmembrane transport. Bases 356 to 1141 code for a protein of 261 amino acids. The record is from RefSeq and is a predicted model, not a curated record. Lineage: Eukaryota; Metazoa; Arthropoda; Arachnida; Scorpiones; Buthidae. Gene Ontology annotation, cellular component: membrane. The transcript has 8 exons.
AACGACUGCCAUGGGGUAGCAUUUUGGAUAUUGUUUGUUGUAUACAGUUUUAUAUUGUGAAAAAUUAAAGCCGCGAAAAUAACUUUUGAAGCAUUAAAUACCAACAAGCACUUGAUUCUCACAAUCCUAACCGAACAAAAUAGUCACCAAAGUAUAUGAUCUAUGGCGACAAUAUUCUUCUGCGUGUCUGUAGAAUGAAUUAAAGAAUAUUUCAAGCUGCAAAGAGGAAACAAAAGAAGAAAAUUCAGAUGUAACUGAUAUAAUUGGAUAUUGGGGUAAAUGGCAACUAUUAUACUUUGCAAUUUUGUUAUUUUUAAGCUUUCCUGCCGGAUGGUUUAAUUUUAGUAGGAUAUUUAUGGCACCGAACAUUGAUUAUUGGUGUGCAAAACCAGCAGAGUUUGUAAAUAUGACUACUGAAGAAUGGAAAAAUUUCAGCAUCCCUUUAGAAUUAAUUGAAAGUAAACAAGUAUAUAGUAAAUGUGAAAUGUAUAGUUUAUCAUCUGGAAAGAAUAGAACCCGAAUAUCAUGCACAUCGUGGGAAUACGAUCAUUCGUUUUAUACAUCCACCAUAACUGAGAAAUGGGAUCUAGUAUGUGACAGAGCAUGGAUAGCAUCUUUUGCACAAUUGAUGUAUUUUGUAGGAUUUUUAAUCUCUGUUUUCAUUGGAGGACAGUUAUCUGAUAAAUUUGGUAGGAAACCUAUGUUCUACUUAACUUCAGCAUGGACAUUUAUAUUCAGUAUGAUAAGUAUUUUUACUUCGUCCGUCUGGUUAUUUGUUGCAUGUCGAUUUUUACUUGCACUCGGAAGACCAAAUACAACACAAAUCAUAUAUGUACAUGCAACAGAAAUUGUUAGAAAAGAAUACAGAAUUGCCGUAGGAUUAACAUGUAAACUGGGAUAUAUAAUAGGACAAUUUGUUCUCCCUGGACUAGUUUGGAUUUUCAGAGAUUGGUUUUAUAUAGAAAUAAUAUACGUUUUGCCGUGUUUAAUCUGUCUUCCAUUAUGGUGGGUCACUUCAGAAUCUCCAAGAUGGCUUAUUACCCAAGGAAAAAUAAAUGAAGCCGAAAAAGUUAACUUGACCAUAUUCCACCUAAUCGAGCUCUUGUUGACAAUGCGAUGGACUACAAGAAAGCAAACAUAGUCGAAAAGAAUCAUCAACUAUGUACCAUGUAAGCGGAAGCGAAAGGCAAAAAGUUAA